Messenger RNA from Hermetia illucens (black soldier fly), 4060 nucleotides. RefSeq lists its product as uncharacterized. Gene Ontology annotation, cellular component: membrane. NCBI's taxonomy places the organism in Eukaryota, Metazoa, Arthropoda, Insecta, Diptera, Stratiomyidae. Bases 1225 to 2865 code for a protein of 546 amino acids. Gene Ontology annotation, biological process: adenylate cyclase-activating G protein-coupled receptor signaling pathway; cell surface receptor signaling pathway. The transcript has 6 exons. Gene Ontology annotation, molecular function: G protein-coupled receptor activity. The record is from RefSeq and is a predicted model, not a curated record.
UCAGUCUAGUGUCGGUCUCAGUCCGGUCCCAGUCAUGUCCUGCCGUGCUUCAUAGUGGUAACGUGUAGCAAGGAAUCUUAUGGCCGAUAAGCAUUAAAAUAAACUACAGAGUGUAGUGGGUAGGAGGACCAAAGAGAGUACCCCACUGGGAGCUAUCUUUGUCCGAAAGAAAUAUAUAUGCGAGAAGAUAUCACGGAACUCUCUCAAUUCAACCCUUAGUUGGAUCGGUCUGUUAUCCUCCACCCACAAAUAGGGUCUGGUUUCUUCUUCGCAUAGUAUGUAUGGAAUAACAUGUUUUGUACAUAUUUUCAUAUUGUGUGUGGGCAUCGAAGGGUGGUGGCUGCCAUGUCUUAUUUAAAUCACGACACAGCUUCGUCCUGAAAGGAAUGUAGCAGCGCGUAGCAGUGAAGAAGUAGUGAAUCCCGGAUACUCUAUCGCUCGGUGUGUUUCUAUAUCUCUUUGAUAAUAAUUCAGACAGAUCCUGACUCAAGGAUAACACUAGAAACAAUGGUAUAAGGCAUCUUCAAAGUGGAAGGCGGUAAAACAAAGAUGUGAAGCGACAUUGCUAGGAAACGAAAGUGGAAAUAACCAGGACAUAAUGGGAAUCCCAUUGUGAGCCUCGACUGAGAAACGCGCUCCAGGAGGCGAAAUAGAUUGGCGAGUGGACUACGACGUUCAGUUUCAGUUUUCGUAAUAGCAUCAGAAAAAUAAUCAUCAUCUCCAACAAUACGGGGAUUAUUUUCUCUAUUGAUAUAGUGAUGUGGUUGAUUCCUUUUGUGCCAUUGUCGGUCCUUAGAUGAUACUUUUUGUGCUCAGUGCUUUCCCCAUUGCAACUCACUGUGGUGAUGCUAAUCUGUGGCCCGGAGAUUAAACAAAGCCGGCUCACAAAAGUGGUGAUGACAACAAGAGGAAACAGUUUUUCUUUGAUUGUGGUUUCCAGGAAAAUGGAGCGCAAUUUCAGCAGGAAUGAUGUGCUCCUAAUUUAAAUAGUCGGCCAUCGAGAUUAUUCGUAUUGUGCUGGGGUGUAAUAUGAUCCUUGGUAUCCUGUGUCGUCUAAGUAAGAUGGAAACCUGGGAGCAAAUUGGCAAAUUAUAAAGAAGUGUCGGAUUACGUGAUAGUCGGUGUUUGCACGUACGCAUUAUAAAUGCUUGAGUUAAUUGCCUUUUAGGGUGGAACACAAUCAGGAUUUGUGAUUUUAGGGAAUGGAGAAUUAAGUUAUCUACUAUGACGCCAAUUUGGAUACUUCGUUUUUUCGUUCAACUAGUGGCAGGGGUGAUCGUUGGAUCGGAUAAAAUACCAACAAUGGGAGAAAAUCUAACAGUUUUCUCACAAAGCAUCAGCAUCGAAGGUGGCACCUACAUUAACAAUUUUCUCAAUAACUCCAACUCAGUCCCAGAACUCAUAGAAUACUAUGAACUUGUUGAGGACCUUUCCACCCCAAACUCACCGCAAUCCGAUCUGAUUUACCCAGAUCCUGAAGAAGUUAAUAAAAAAAUCAAAAUAUUGAAUAGUAAUCGGAUUAUACAGCAAUCCGCGGAGACGAUUAGUAGCAAAGAAAUGGAUUCGAAGGAUGUCGACUUCAAGGGACGCGACCUAAUUGAUAAUAUUAUGUAUAUUUAUUAUGGAUCAAACACGACAUUGAAGAAUAGUUUGGGGAGUAGCAUUGUUAUUGGGGGUUCGGUUCUAGCCUUAGCUGCACAGAUUCUAUGUUCGAUUUUGAUGGUGUUGAGGAAUCGACGACUCCGACGACAGAACGCCCUGUUCUCGAUAUUCCUCAAUUUCGUCCUUAUUCUGUUGAUGUCUAAUCUGAUUUUCGUGGUUGGUGUUCAGGCAACAAAAAGUGAAUUCCGUUGCGGCAUGAUAGCGAUACUCUUGCACUAUUGUCAUCUGAGCACGGCCGUAUGGGGUCUAAUUUAUAUCUACAUAAUCUACGACUACAUCGUCAACGAUUGUGGGAUCAACUUAAAGUACAACUACUUUAUGGCAUAUGGUGCUCCAGCUAUUUAUGUGCUCUUUUCAUGUGCAAUUUCCAGUACAAGUUACGAAAUUGUUGAAUAUUGUUGGAUGUCCGUUCAACGUGGGAUGAUUGUAAAUUUUAUGAUUCCAGUAUCAGGAAUAAUAGUUGCAUCGACAAUUCUAGGAACGCUUUGCCUCCGUGAAAUCGCGAAUAAGCAAAGGGAAGUGAUCGCUGAGAGUAUUGAAAAUAUAUUGGAAAAUGCUGCCAAAUGCCAUGAAAUCAACGUGGGAAGUGUAAUCGAGACGGAUAAAUGCUGUGAGAUGGAUGAUAAGUCCAUUGAUGUUUACAGAAAAGGAGAUUUCUAUGAUUCUAAGUUUGAUUUGGGAGUACUGUCUAUAGUGGACCUAUCACUACAGAGUUCGGCUGAUGUGCAGGACUUCACGGACUUUAAGCGAGCCGUUAAAUUCUGGCUGUUCUUCCAACCAACCUUUGCAGUCUGUUGGUUUUUUGGAGCCGUGGCGCUUGAGAAUCGACAAUCUUGCGUGAUGCCAAUCAUUUUUGUUGUUUCCUAUAAUGUGAUGAAUUGGUACCUUCUAAUACGAUCACCUUAUAUAUGUCCGAUCGUCCAGGAUCAACAUCAAACGGAGAAGUUCCAAACGAACGAAUUAAAUAAUGAGGAACCUAAUCAACCCUCAGCUUGCACUGAUACAAUCCCACUAUUAUGUGCUCCAAAUACUCUCCAAAAUGGUCAAAAAUCUGUUGUAGUGGAAGAUGCAAUGAAUGAUGCCAAUAUAUCCGUUAGUGGUAUUAGCGGAGGAAUGGUGGCCGCUUCCAUAGCGAGUUGGACAGGCGACUCUAUGGGUGAUGUUUCGGUUAACUUGGACUCAAUCAGUACCAUCAGCAACUGAAUCUGCUAAACUGUUGGUCAAGCUUGAAUAUAAUCAAUCAAAAACCAAAGAUAACGAAUCUUAAAUAUAGAUACGGACAUAUAGAUGCAUUUACCAACUGUAGAUUUUUAGAGUUAAAGGUUUGCAUGGAAUCCAGACAAAAUAUUUUAUAAGAGCAUUACCAAAAAUGAAACAAUGAAAUUAUGAAAAUUAUGUGAUUUGAAAGAAAGAAAAUUAGAAAUUAAUAGAAAAUUUUGUGUAAGAUAAAAAUUGAAAUGUAUAUUUACAAUACUUUUGUUGGAACGAGCAUCCAUGUGAUUAUUAUUAGUUAAAUUAUAGAGAAACCCAUAUUAUAGAUGCGAUAUUGCUUUUGGCAUGGUACAAAAUAUUAGCAAUUCCACCAAAUUUUUCGGUUUCAACUAAACCCAAAUGGAACAAAAUUCGAUUAGAUUUAGAAUGGAUUAAAACCUUUAGAAUGUCCGGUAAGGCCUCGUACCCUUACAUUUUAGAAAAUGACCAAGUAGGUCCACCUUCCCAAAUAUAUUUUUUAUUUUUAAAUAAUUUUAAAAAUUUAAAUUUAAAGAUAAAUCUAAAUGUCAAUCAAAUGAGAACCUUUUAUAUAUCCAAAUGCUCUAUUCAACAAAAAUAUUGAUAUAAAUACUCAAAUAUGAAGCAAUAGAUCAACAAAUCCAUUGGGAAUUGAGGGCUACGAGAAAGUAUUUUCCAAAUCAAAAUCAUUUCCAAAACAAUAUUUUCGAGUAGCUUUCAACUUUCUACGGAAUCAAAUCAAAGAUUAAAUGAAAUUUAAUUUUUUUUUUGCUGAAUAUUUAUCAAUUUUAAUUGUUACAAUUCAUUUUAGCAUUAUCUGGAAUUUAUUAUUUAAAAUCUUUAAAAUUGAAUAAUUAUCAGAUUUAUUGGAAAUUAAUUGUUAAUUGUUUUAGUGAAAAUUUAUAAUAUUAAAUUAUUUAAAAAAAAAGAUUUAUAAAUAUUAAAUUAUUUCCAAAUUAAUUAACACACGCCUUAUGGAUAAUAUUUUCAUAGAAGGAAAAGUAAAUAAUAUAUAUAUAUAUAUAUAGUAAGUUUAAAGACAUAUGAUAGGGAAAUUUUUGAAAAGAAAAGAAUAAUUGAUCAACUUAUUAACUACAAAAAUUAUUCUCACAAGGAUAAAAUAAAGUUUUCAUGAGAUAUUAUUGAGGAAAGUUAUUAGCAUUGAAAC